AUGCGGUUGUUAUUUCGUAGAGCUUCUGAUGUACGUGGAUCAAUGUCACUGUGGCGCGGUGGUUGCAGCGGCAGCAGUAGUAGAAUCGGGCAAGGGUUAAAGGAUUGCAGAACCUUAGUCACCAGCUGUAGGGCGGUGUUGUUGCCCCGAUUCGGCGGUCCUGAUGUUCUGGAGCUCCGCGACAAUGUCCCUGUCCCGGACUUGAAGCCUAAUGAGGUUCUCGUUCGCGCUCGCGCCGUCUCCAUUAAUCCCCUCGACAUUAGAAUGCGGGCAGGUUAUGGCCGUUCUAUUUUUGAGCCACUUUUGCCUUUAAUCCUGGGCCGUGAUAUUAGUGGUGAAGUUGGUGCCGUUGGGACCUCUGUGCGGUCACUUCGGGUUGGGCAUGAAGUAUUUGGUGCAUUGCAUCCUACUGCUGUUAGGGGUACCUAUACCGAAUAUGCUAUUCUCUCAGAAGACGAGCUUACGGCAAAACCAGCUUCCCUUUCUCACGUGGAAGCUAGCGCAAUUCCUUUUGCUGCUCUGACUGCUUGGCGUGCAUUGAAGAGUACUGCCAGAAUCACACCAGGGCAAAGAGUGUUGGUGAUUGGUGGGGGAGGGGCAGUUGGUCUUUCUGCUAUUCAGCUUGCUGUAGCUGCUGGCUGCCAUGUUUCCACCACCUGUGGAAGUGAAAGUAUUGAUCGUGUUCUGGAAGUUGGUGCUGAGCAUGCUGUUGAUUAUAAUACUGAGGAUCUUGAAGCAGCAAUUAAAGGCUAUUUUGAUGCUGUUCUGGACACUAUCGGUCUACCACAGACGGAAAAAAUUGGCAUUAAUCUCCUCAAAAGGGGAGGACACUACAUGACUUUGCAGGGGGAAGCUGCAUCACUAACUGACAGGUAUGGACUAGCUGUGGGCCUUCCGAUGGCGACAGGGAUUUUGCUUAAGAAACAAUUAAAAUAUCGAUAUUCUCAUGGAAUAGAAUAUUGGUGGAAUUACAUGAGGGCUGAUGCUGAAGGAUUAGAUGAAAUUCGCAGGCUCUCAGAAGCUGGAAAGUUCAAAAUACCAGUGGAGAAAACAUUUCCCAUUUCAGAAGUUAGAGAGGCCCAUCAAACAAAGGAGAAAAAAGGGUAUUUACCCGGUAAAAUUGUGCUGGAGUUCAACUAA
Oldenlandia corymbosa var. corymbosa is the source of this 1140-nucleotide messenger RNA. Lineage: Eukaryota; Viridiplantae; Streptophyta; Magnoliopsida; Gentianales; Rubiaceae. The record is from the annotation of a GenBank genome assembly.